GCUCUUUGAGGGAAACGCACCUUCUCGGAGAACAUGCCUGCUCCAGACACACCAGCUCAUCAGAGACCACUACAUCGGGCAGGAGUCCACCUGGCCAGCAGUGGUCACCCACACAGGGCCACUUCACAAAGGCCAGAGGUGGGAGGACACGGCAAGUUCCCCAGCACUGGCUCACACCAUCCUAGGCACCCUGAAGUUGGUACUAUGGCCUGUGACACUGCCCCUCGCUGGUGGUGUGGUCCUCCCUCCCACGGGCGUCCUGAGCCAGGAAGCAGGCAUUCCAGGAGAAGGCGGGUCUGCCAUCUUGCAUCCCCGGCUGCUGCAGUCUGAGGACCCGGAAGGAGCCAGCAUCCUUGCCACCAUCCAGGUCGGGGGGGCGUCGUGUGGGAAGUGGGCUCUGCUGGGUCAGGCAGAGGGGCCAUGGCUGUCUUCCAGACAGGCCCUCUCCCUUGGUCAGCAGCUCUCCCCAGAGCUGGUCCUCCUGACAGGCCCUGGGGCAGGUGGGAGAUUUCUCUGACGUGGGUGAGGGUCGGCUUUCUGGAAUGGCCAGGGCCCUCCAUCUUCCUACUCUCUAAAUUGGGAUGCUACAGCCCCUAGGGGGUGGCAUGUGCCCUUGUGGGCCCAGUGGGUCCGCCCACCAUCGUGAUGCACUCAGCUUGCUCCGCUCCGCUCCUUCACGUUUCCCACUGUGGUGCUUGGGGACCUUCAGGAAAGUGCAAAUACCACAUGGUUGUCCAGGGCUCCCUUGUACCCAGAGCCCCCGUUCUCCAGGACCUGAGAGCUGGCAGGCUGUGUUGGAGGCUGUGGGCAGGAGGCCCAGGGGCUUCUCGCGACUCUGCUGGAUUGUCCAGCAGACAAUCCAGCAGGAUUGUCUGGGGUGGGGGCUGCAGUCCCCAGCACAGCCCCUGCUGCGUGCAGCAGCCUGCGCCAGAGGCUGGCUCUGCUGUGCCGCCUGAGGGUCCCAGGCGAGCCGAGUUAGGAGAAGCGCCCCCUCUUGGCCUCAAGAACUGUGGUUUCCAUGUGAAAAUGCAGGUGUGGCGGAGGGAAGGACAGGAUGGGCUGGCAGGGCUGGCUGUGGGCCACGGGCACCCCCGCUCGCAGGCUCUCCCCACCCUGCCACAGCCAUCACCCGCCCCCUUCUCCCUCGUUCACCUACCGCCUCUGGGAUGAACCCCAGCCACAGAGCUCGUGGGACCCCGCCACGGCUCCGCCCAUGGGCCAGGACCCCAGAGCUCUGCCCAGCCUGACUCAGCCUCUCUGGUAGCGAAGGCACUGCAAACCCCACGGGUACAGGCCUCUGUCCCCCAUCCAUUUCCUCAGGCACAGCAGCACGAGGGCCAGACGGCAGCCUGAGAUGGUGUUCAGCUCUUAAAUAACCACGCAGACCUGACCACCACUGAAGAUGGCGCCAAAACCGUGUCCCCUGCCCAGGCCAACGUGGUGGGCACAGUGCACCUUGAGCCCUCAAGACUUUCCACCUGGCUGGCCACGGGGGCCCUGCCUGGCAGUGGGGAGCGUGGUCUUGGCCCUGGAGCCCUGCGGUCACCAUGUGGCCUUGUGCCCAACACCAAACAGUAGCAACUCAGAGAUAGCCACGCAGGAGAGGGACACCCCAUGCAAGCGGAGGCGUCGUCCCCGGCCUCCACCUGUGCUUUCAUUCACCAGGUACCCACCUGCCCCUACGAGCGGGGCCCUGUCCUGGGAGGCCACACCUCAGGGAGGUGACUGUCCGCUCGGGGAUGGGUGCUGUGGCUCGUGGGCAGGGUGACUCUGCAGGUGUGGCCAGAGCAGUGCGCCAGCAGCAGGUUCCUGAGGCGCCGGGUUCCCAGAGGCCAUCAGCGCAGCCCACCCAGAGGGAGCCUGAACCCGCCAUGGAGCCCGAUCCCUGUGUGCCCUGGUGUGCAGGAGGGUGGCUCCCAGCCCCUCCCGGCACCCUGCUACCUGGGAGGAGCACCCCCUCCACCUCCUGCCCCAGCAGGACAGAGGGAGGGCUGCAGAAGUGGAGGGCUGGCCCCAGGCAUGGUCCCGAGCCUCCACAACACUCCAGGACUGAGCCAGGACCAGGUCGGUGGGCUCGCCCGCCUGCUGGGGCUCCCACUUCCCACCUGCCUCCUGGCUCCCUCCCUGUGGCUCCCUCUGGGCCCCUCUCCUGCGCACACCCCGUGUCCUCUAUCCUGCCAGCCUCUUCCUCCUGGGCCUCCCAGCGUUUGCAUCUCACACACCCAUCCCGGAUCCCUGACCUUGCACCUCCAGCCACCUGCCCCCAUCUCUGGGGCCUCCUCCGGGCUGGGCUGGGCUGGGGGCCAAGGCCUUGCAUCUGGACCCUGCCUCGCUGGCGGCCCCCACCUCUACCUGAGGUCCCAGCAGUCUCUGGACAGCAUUUGGGCAGUGCUGCCCUGGGGGCUGCCUCGCUCCCCUGCUUAGGAGGUCACCUCUACCACUUGACCGUCUCCUGUGAGAGCCACAGCUGCUGCUGGUGGCCCCUCCCUGCUGCCGACCCGCACCCUCCUUGGACCCUGAGCAGCCUCUGUCCACGUGGAGAGUCCAGGGCCUGGGCACUUGCAGUGCAGCGAGCUCAUCCCAGGGACUGUUGCAGAGACCUUGGUGGGUGGUCAGCAGGGGCCCAGCCAGGGGACAGGCCACAUGAGUGGGGGAGGGAGUGCGAGGGAGCCCCAUCUGCUCUGGGCAGAGUGGCCCAGGAGACAGUCUGUGCACGCUGGCCCCGGCAGGCGCUGCCCUGGAGGUGGCUGUGGGUUUGACACUGGAUGCCACUCUGUUUGCCACCUGGAUGGACAGGCUGGGGUGGCAGGGUUUCAAGGAAGGACCACAGGAAGAAGAUGGCAGUGCCACGGCUACUCAGCCUCCCAUGGGGCAUGCGCGGGACUCUAGGCCACCUCGUCUGCCAUUGCUCCAGAUGACCCGUUACACACCUGGGCAUUCGAGGCCACCUUGGGUGCACAAAGCCAGCAGGCCCUCCAGGAGUGGGGCUGUCCCUUGCCUUGUCCCUGGAGGGCCCAGGAAACUGGACCGCUGUGUGUUUGCUGCAGCAGCGAUUCCACCCAGGAAGCUCCAGGGCUUGUCUGCUGACGCCUGGACUCAGGCCUGGACUGACGCCCCCAGACAGACUGACUCCACGGGGGCUGGGAGAGGUGCCAGGCAGGGGCCCAGGGCCAAGGCAGAUUUCUGAGGAGUGGGCAAGAGCGCAGCGUGGCAGGCCUUAGCCUCGCAGCACAGUGCCCUACCCCUGAGCCCCAGCCCCAGCCCCCGGGUUUCUUUUAAGGGAGGAGCGAGGCUGCCCUCUCCGAUCAGCUCAGCUGCCCUGGCCAGGGUCGGGAGAGGGGAGGAAGGGACGGAGCCCGGAGGAAGGUGUCCCCACUGAGGUUCCUGCCUCCCUCAGCUGGCUUGGAUGCCCGGUUGGAGCCUGAGGCCCAUGGCUGCUGCAGGGCCAACUCUGUGCCCAGUCUCUCCCUGUCCCCGCGCCUCCUGGCAGGUUCUUGCAGUCACAUGUGCCUGAGCGUCAGGCUGGCAGGGCCAUAAUGUCCUCUGAGAAGGAAGGGGCCUAUCCGGGUCCUUGGUUGCCAACAUCAGAAUCCUCUCUGGCACAUUCAGCUGGAAAAGGAGUUUGAAGGGAUGGCAAGGAGUGUGCAGCCUUAUUAAGAACCAGAGAAACAGAUGGAAGAUUCCAAGAGCCAGCCAUGCCCGAGAGUUUGCCGAGAACUGCCCCCUGCACCCCUGGCUGCUGGGCCACCCUGUGCCCUCGUACCAGGAAGGCUCUCCUUGUGAGAAUGGCCCCUCUCCUCCCUGGAGACGGCCACUUGCUCCACUCACCCUCCAACACACAUGCCUGCUGAGCCAAGCUGCCUCCUGUGUGAGGUCAGUGACCUGGGCAUUCUCAGACACUGACAGGCCAUUCAGAAGACACGGGAAUAUGAAAAGGAGCAAAUUAUGGAGGCACACAUCAGCCGAGGGGUCUCCAGAAACCCCAGGAAAGGCGGAAGCCCACAUGGGUAGGGUUCCUUUUGUGCAGCAUCCCUGAUGGAGCCAUGAAUCAGAGGCCAGCACCGCAGCCACCAGGGGCUGAGUGGGAGGCAGGAGGUGUGGCUGAAAGGGUGGGGGACCCGGGAGGCCUGGGUGCUGGCUGAAUGGUUGUUGCAGCUGGCCGCGACGAGAUUCCCCACACGUGUGCUACCCCACCCGGAGCCGGCGCCGUCUGCACUGCUUCUCACAGCUCUGGGAUCCACUGUCACGGCCCAUGAUUUUCCCCCCUUUUUCUGCAGUUCUGGGACCAAACCCAGGGCCUCCUGCCUGCUGGGCAAGUCCCCCUGGAGCUUCCCCUGCCCAGAGAAAAUGUCUGAUUGAAGCAGAAAUCCAAGGUGCCAGGAGCAGGACGGGUGCAGCCACGCAGACGCCCUGGGCCGUGGUCCUGCCCUGGAGGCCUCCUGGGAACAGGGGGAGGGCACUGUCCAAAUCGAAGCCUGUAGCCUGGGGACACAGGUGCCGCUGCCUGAGCCUUGUCCCCAAGCGCCCUCCCUGGGCUGAGCAUGGGUGUGGGCAUCGGGGAGACAUGGACCUCAGCACAGUCUCCCUGCGCUCCCUGGUGUCUGAGAGGCCGGCCCUGGGCCUUGACUCCCCCCUUUCUCACCCCUGCUGCGUGGGGGAGGGUGAGAGCAACUCCAGGAACAGCUGCAGACACCUGGGCCCCACUGCUCCCUGCUGUGUCCCCUGCAGGGUGCCUGCUGCCCCAUGACCACCCGCAGGUGUCCACCCUCUUCCGUGCAGAGGUCACCAGCACAGCAGGUUCCAGAGGAGGUGCUGCGUCUUGGGCUCUGCUCUGACCUGAGGAAGGGGCUGGGCCAGGCCCCCGGGACCGUGCAGCUGAUGCAGGCAACUGGGUGUUGCUCGUGGCGCUGGCAGGACGGGAGGGAAGCCCACGGCCAGCUCUGCUCCUCCUGGUGCCUGUGGCCUACACUGCUGUCCCCUCCCCGUCUGCCUACUUGGAAGUGGCUGUGCUCUGGGACUCUGCCUGUUGUGGGCCCAGAGAAGCGGGGCGUGUGGCCUCCAUGCCAAGUUCAGCAGCACCAGGACCGCUGUCACCCUCUGCCCCUGCCCUGCCUGAGGUCUGUGGCCACAGCUUCUGGGGCACUGCGGGCCCUUCACCCUUCUUGUCUCUAGGGACCCUCACUUCAUAGAAAUAGGAGAGGGAUUGCGCACAUUCUGUGUGGUCCUGGGGAUUGAACCCAGGGGUGUUCGACACCUGAGCUACCUCCCAGCCCCUUUUAUUUCAUUCUGAGACAAGAUCUCAACAAGUUGUCCAGGUUGGCCUUGGUCUAGUGGUCUUCCUGCCUCAGCCUCCCUAGUAGUUGGAAAGGUUUUAAAUUUUAACAAAGUCCAACCUGUCUAUUGUUGUUAUUUAUCUAUUUAUUCAUUUGUUGCCUGAGUUUUUUGUGUCAUAUCUAAGAAGUUCCUGUCUGGUGCAAGGUCAUGAACACUAAAGAUUUUCUGAUUUCAGACUUACACUUAGGUCUUUGAUUUAUACUAAGUUUUUUUAUAUGGUGUGAUAUAAGAGUCUCGCUUCACUUUUUUGUAUGUGGAUAGUUGAGUUGUCCCAGAACAAUUUGUUGGGAAGACUGUUCUUUCCGAAUUGAGUGGUCUUGGAACACCUUCUGAAAACCAAUUGACCCUAAGUGUAAGGGCUUAUUUUUGGUCUCUUAAUCUGUCUCAUUGAUCUGGAUGUCUGUCCUUACACCUGCACAAGACGAUAUUGACUGCUACAGCCUUGUGGUGAGUUUCGACUCAAGAAAUGUGAGUCCUCCUGCUCAUUCUUCAAGAUUACAUGGUUAAUCAGAUUCCUCUGGAUCCUUUGUAUUUCUAUAUAAAUUUCAGGAUCAGCUCUUCAAUUUCUGCAAAAAAAGGCAUCUGGGAUUUUGACAGGAAUUUAGCUGGAGCUGCAGAUUUACUUGGGGAGUAGUAAGUCUCCAACCCACGGAUGUGGGGUGUCUUUCCACUGAAUUAGGUGUCCCAAUGUCUUUCAACAAUAUUUUCUAGUUUUCAGUGUAUGAAUCUUGCACAUAUUUUAAUUUUAUUCACUUUGAUGCCAUUAUAAAAGGAAUUGCCUUAAUUUCACUUUCUGCUUGUUCAUUGUUAGGGUGCAGAAACACAAUAAAUGUUUGUAUAUUGAUCUUG
Molecule: messenger RNA, 6183 nt
Organism: Ictidomys tridecemlineatus (thirteen-lined ground squirrel)
Lineage: Eukaryota; Metazoa; Chordata; Mammalia; Rodentia; Sciuridae
Source: RefSeq, a predicted model, not a curated record